AUGACAGUUCCGUCAAGCACGGAUGCUGUUGGCAGCGAGCUGUCCGAACAGGAUUACAUCAAUUCUUUCUCGAAGAGGAUACUGAGGGAGAAGACUGGUAACUUCCAGUCGCGGAAGCGAUCGCGCAGUGGGGCUACGAUAUACGACACGGUCCCAACUGGUACGGAGAGUAAUUGGGGGAAUAAGUUAUUACAGAAGAGCGAGUGUGUCACGCGAAGCCAACUGUACCAGCCGAACCUCGCGGAUGAGGAUAAGAUAUACUACAAUGGAUCCGAACACAGUAUAUUGCAGAGGGGACACGGUCAGGAUUUAGAUGAGUUUGACCUCAAUAAAAUGGUCAACGUCCGUCAGAUCCUCACCCCUGUGGCCUCGCUGGCAGCUAUUGUACGCAAGAAGAGUACGGCGAGAACGUUCUCCAGCAAGAGGCUUGGGGAGCUUUCGCUUAAGACGGUGCUGAUGCUUGAAAGAGAGCAGGAUUCCGUCAUCCGGUACUCGCGUCUUUUGGAUGUGUUUUUGGGCGAAUACCCAAGACCACUGUACGAGAAGACGCUGAAACUGAAGGACUAUGAUCACAACCUGACGCUACCGGAGGAUGAGGAGGGACCGGAUGCGCCCAUUGUCAAAGCCCCAAGGCUGGAGCCUGCUCCAAUAUCGUCACCCAACGAGAGCACCACCGUGUUGGAGCAGAGUGCUGAAGACAUUGCCAACUCGACCAUAGAACCAGAGGUUCAGCCUAAGUCUGCCCGUAAUAGUCCCCUUGCAUCGGAUAUCCCACCUGCAAGGAUUCAAGAAGAAGAAGACGAUGAGGACGAUGAUCCCUUCUUUGCAUUGCCUCAAAUAACGCAGCGAGAUGGGUUAGAGUUACUGGUGGGUAAAGUACAGAAUUUUGAACUGGCAGAGCAGAUGGAAAUUACAAGACAGAUGGCGCAGAUUGCGUUACAGAGGAACGAUGAGUUUAUAAGAAACUUGAAGAAAAUAAGGAACUUUAUUGAUAAAGCGAAUCGGGUGAGGAGCAGGAUCCUGAGCUGGUCGCGAGAAGCAUGCGGCAUCCAAGACGAAGGUGUCACUGUUCCAAACGUCCUAAGUGUUGUGAAGAGAGGGUUGAUCAGUGCCACCACGAACAGAUCCAUGAGGGGUCAGGAUGAUGAGGAGGGCAGAGAUGACACUUCAUCCGGGCGAAGUGGAGAAUAUGAAACUGAGCCACAAUUGCCCCACCAAAGCAUGUAA
Huiozyma naganishii CBS 8797 is the source of this 1227-nucleotide messenger RNA. RefSeq names its product Rxt2p (gene RXT2). Bases 1 to 1227 code for a protein of 408 amino acids. The transcript has a single exon. Lineage: Eukaryota; Fungi; Ascomycota; Saccharomycetes; Saccharomycetales; Saccharomycetaceae. Gene Ontology annotation, cellular component: cytosol; Rpd3L complex. Gene Ontology annotation, biological process: negative regulation of silent mating-type cassette heterochromatin formation; negative regulation of rDNA heterochromatin formation. The record is from RefSeq and is a predicted model, not a curated record.